Rubroshorea leprosula is the source of this 703-nucleotide messenger RNA. The record is from the annotation of a GenBank genome assembly. Lineage: Eukaryota; Viridiplantae; Streptophyta; Magnoliopsida; Malvales; Dipterocarpaceae.
AUCCUUUACUUCAGAAGGAAUUUAGAUGAAUUAUUACUUCUGGUUUUGAAGGUUAUCUGUCUUGCAGACGGCGAUUAUCCUUCGCGCAUCCAAAUCCAAAUAGCGAAAGGGAUCGAACUUCUUCUGAGAAAGCGAUGAGCGAGGAGACGUUGGGUUCAAGCAGUUCAGGAACAACCAUUGACUCCUCCAACAUUGGUUUCAAGGUAAUGGUUGGGUUUUCUCAGAUCCUGAAAAAGCACGGAUGGAAGGAAGGUACCGGUCUUGGGGUUUCUGAGCAGGGUAGAUUGGAGCCUGUAGAAGCAUACUUGAAGAACAAUAAACGAGGCCUUGGAGUAGAAAAGAAGAACAAAAUACUAAAGACUCUUGAUGCUAAGGAAUCCAAGGAAAAAAGGGACAAGGAAUGUCCACUGUCAAAGAAAACCAAAGCACUUUCUAAAAAGAUGCGGAAGAUGCAAGAAUUAGAAAAGCGUUUGAAGGAGAAGGAAUUUGAGCGGGCCUUUUUUAGGGAGUUCUGGCCGGAUAAUGUUUAGCACAGGCAAUGCAUCUUCUUUUCCCUAUCUGUUCUCUCCCUUUUUGUACAGGUUUUCUACACAAUUUCUACAGUUUGUUUGUAACUUUUAGGUUCAAACCCUAUUUUAGUCUCUGAACUUUUGUACAGGAGGCCGUUAUUGGGCCCUAAACUGAAAAAAUCUUCAUUUUGUUC